CGGCAGUCUUCCCCAAUAUGCGACGGUGAGUUGUUCCUUUUUCAUUUGAAGAUUGUUUUGUAUCUUCAUUCUUCAGUUUUCCUACAAGUGCCAAUCGUUAAUUUUAUUUCUACUGUGGAGGUUACAAGUGAUAGGAUCUACAUCAAAUUUUCCGAUUUCAGUUUCCCUGUGAAGAGGAGAACAAGAACAGAACAACACUUGCCUGUAAAGCGGAAGAAGGAUUCGAGAUCUCCUCGUAGUCAUUUGUACAUACAUAUCUAUGGAAACGCCGUUAGAAGGAAAAAGCGUCUUAAGGAAUCACCGUCAACUCCUUUUACCAGCCCCAACACCGCCAUUUCCUCUUCCUUGUUGAAACAAGUUUUCUUGCACGAUUGGUGGCUGAUCGAAGCCGAUUCAGGUUUUGAUGGAAAGCGAUUAGGUGUUGGAGGUUUAACUUCCAAAGAGAGCUCCGAAUCCUUCGCGUUAAUGACUCUACUGAAUACUGAUGUCUUUGCAAAUCAAAUGCUGACUAUAACGUUUACUUUGAACUGGUGGUUCUGGAAUCUAACAUUGUUUGUUGACUUCAGAGAAUGCAGGAGCCGAGGGAUAAGAAGCUUCUGCUCUGCACCCAUUAUGACGAGGCAUGACGUCGUUACUCUCAAAACAGUUGAUGGCGUAACAGUUCUGCUCCAUGGACAUCUCAAUAUGUCUCGCUCACUUGAAAAUGGCUUCUCGCAUGAGGUGUGCGAAAAUUUUCAAAUUGGGUUUCCAUAUUACUGGGAAGAAUAUGCAGCCAUAUCCAAUGGUGAAGAUUCGACCCCUGGAGGUAACUGUACCAGUAACUCAUGCGGGAAUAUUUUUGACGAAAUAUUGAAAAACAAAUGUGAUGAUGCUUUUAGUUGUGGUGAGGGCUCGAAUGUGGAUAAAGGAAACCCCAGGCAGAAAAUAGGAAGCCCUCAUGACAAAGUAAAGGAAGUACAACGUACUGUUCCUCUAACGAGAAGUAGAGCCCGUUUGCUCCCAACCAAGACAUAUAUGAUGUUAAAUUGAGAAAAAUGACUUCUUAAAAGAAAGUAUUGUAAAAGAUUAGUGAUUUUCAAGUUCGUAUUGCUGGGGAAAAAAACGGAGAACGAGAGAAGUAAGACACAUGGAUAUUUUUACAAAUGUUUGAUGCAAGUCCUGAUUUUAUGUCGAAACAGAAGAGGAAAUUUUAGCAUGUGCUUGAUAUUGUCACUAUGUCAUGUAUGAAGUUUUCGGACAAAAAACUUCAACUUUGCCCACUUAAUUAUCUAAAUCUGUUGCAGUUUAAGUGAAGCAGAUUUCAACAAAGUUUGAUUCUUUAUCCCGAGUUUUAGUUUUUAUGUAUGUUAUUGCUAGUCUUCUAUGAGGAGAAGCUUUUUAGAUUAUUGACCUCAACUUGCUUGUCCAAAUGUCUUUGGAAAGUUCAUCUUUUUCUUUUC
Molecule: messenger RNA, 1439 nt
Organism: Striga asiatica
Lineage: Eukaryota; Viridiplantae; Streptophyta; Magnoliopsida; Lamiales; Orobanchaceae
Source: the annotation of a GenBank genome assembly